This is a messenger RNA of Medioppia subpectinata, 2213 nucleotides long. NCBI's taxonomy places the organism in Eukaryota, Metazoa, Arthropoda, Arachnida, Sarcoptiformes, Oppiidae. The record is from the annotation of a GenBank genome assembly.
UUUGAAAUUGAAUCGCGAUUUCAAGUGUUGAGACAAUCAGUGGUUUUGAGUUUAAUUGCAAUUAAAUCACACAUUAAUUGCUAGAAAUGUCUCAAAUCAACGCUUAUGUUAUAUCAAAGAAACUCCUGAAUGCGACCACUUUUGGUCAGAUCCGACUCAUACACGGGUCGUCCACAUGUCUGGCCAAACAGAUACCGAUGAGUCGUUUCGACAAAGACUCGUAUAUUCCGUACGAAAAACUGCAAAAUAAUCUCAAAGUUGUCAAAAAGAGACUGAAUCGUCCGCUCACUCUAUCGGAGAAGAUAUUGUACUCGCAUUUGGAUGACCCGAAAGGGCAGGACAUCGCUCGCGGACAGAGCUAUUUGCGGUUACGGCCCGAUCGGGUGGGUAUGCAGGACGCGACGGCGCAGAUGGCAAUGUUGCAGUUCAUCUCCAGUGGUCUCCCGAGAGUAGCCGUUCCCUCGACUAUACAUUGCGAUCAUCUGAUCGAAGCGCAAGUCGGCGGCGAUAAGGACUUGGCCCGAGCGAAGGACAUCAACAAAGAGGUCUACAACUUCUUGAGCACCGCUGGCGCCAAAUACGGGGUCGGCUUCUGGAAGCCCGGCAGUGGUAUCAUUCAUCAGAUAAUUCUGGAGAAUUACGCCUUUCCUGGAGUUUUGCUCAUCGGAACCGAUAGUCACACCGUAAACGGCGGCGGAUUAGGCGGUCUAUGCAUUGGUGUCGGCGGUGCCGACGCUGUGGACGUUAUGGCCGACAUUCCGUGGGAACUGAAGUGUCCGAAUGUGAUUGGCGUUAGGCUGACGGGUAAACUGAGCGGUUGGACCUCUUCUAAGGAUGUGAUCCUUAAAGUGGCCGACAUAUUGACAGUAAAGGGCGGAACCGGUGCUAUCGUCGAGUACUUCGGACCGGGUGUGGACUCGAUCUCAUGCACGGGAAUGGGAACUAUAUGUAAUAUGGGCGCAGAGAUCGGCGCNCAAAUCCGCGCCACCAUUGAGAGGGACGGACAGGCGGAAGAGUUGCGCAAAUUUGGAGCUCUUGUAUUGGCCAACGCUUGCGGUCCUUGUAUUGGCCAAUGGGAUCGUAAGGAUGUGAAGAAAGGCGAGAAGAACACAAUCGUCUCGUCCUAUAACCGCAACUUCACGGGUCGUAAUGACGCCAAUCCGGCCACUCAUGCGUUUGUCACUUCACCCGAAUUGGUGACCGCACUCGCGAUCGCCGGUCGACUGGACUUUAAUCCUCUCAAAGACGAACUGACCGGCGCUGACGGCAAGAAGUUUAAACUGGAUGCGCCCACCGGUGACGAGUUGCCGUCGCGUGGCUUCGAUCCCGGACAGGACACAUAUCAGGCGCCACCCGUUGACGGAAAGGGCAUUUCUGUGGACGUCGACCCCAAGAGUAAACGCUUACAACUGUUGGCCCCGUUUGACAAAUUUGAUGGAAAGGACUUAACAGAUAUGGUUGUCCUCAUCAAAGUGAAGGGCAAGUGUACAACAGAUCACAUCUCAAUGGCCGGACCGUGGCUUAAAUAUAGGGGUCAUUUGGACAACAUCUCCAACAAUAUGUUUAUUGGAGCGAUUAAUAUUGAGAAUAAUGAGGCGAAUAAUGUGAAGAAUCAAUUGACUGGUGAAUGGGGUGCAGUGCCCGACACGGCCCGCGCCUACAAAGCAAAAGGUGUCAAAUGGGUUACCGUUGGCGACGAGAAUUACGGUGAGGGCAGCAGUCGAGAGCACGCGGCUCUCGAGCCCAGACAUCUCGGCGGACGCGCUAUUAUUGUCAAGAGUUUUGCCAGAAUUCACGAAACUAAUCUGAAAAAGCAGGGAAUGCUUCCGUUGACGUUCUCUAACCCUAAAGAUUACGACAAAAUCCAACCGACAGACAGAAUAUCAUUACUUGAUCUGAAGAGUAUCGCUCCCGCAAAGGCCGUCAAAUGCGAAAUUAAACAUAAGGACGGCUCGAAAGACGUGAUUGAAUUGAAGCACACAUUGAAUGAUCUACAGAUCGGAUGGUUUAAAGCCGGCUCUGCUCUCAACAGAAUGGCUGAAGUGAAGAAAUAAUGCACUUUUUGUUUGUUUUUUGUUGUUUUUAGCAUUUAUUCAAAUAGUAUAUACAGUUUAUAAGAAAUUAAUAGAUUUUUAUUUAUUAAUUCGCGCCGAAUAUGAAUGUAAUUCGCGUUUAAAUUUAUGCCUAAAUAAUAAUAUCUUACGAAAUACUGG